AUGCCUACUGAGGAUAGCCAGGGGACUCAGCACCAUAUCCCCCAUGGGGGUACCUCCCAGAGAAGACCUUCAGCAGAUGCCAAUCUCCAGGCAGAACUGGAGAGCCUCCGCGCCAGUGUCACCAAGAUGUCUGAGAAAUAUGACAAUCUUCAUGCUAAGAACGUCGAGCUCGAGCAUGACUACCGCACACUGAAGCGUAACUGGGAGAUGAAUCAGACCCAAGGCUCCCAACACAGCCCUACCCAGGUACCUGAGCGUACACAGCCAAACCAGCCGGAGCACUCCCACCACAAUGUCCCAACCCAGCCUAGGCCCAGCAAGGGUAAAGGCCCCCUCUAUCCGGACACGACCAAGUCGCGGCUUCUCCGCAUCUCCCCACCAAGGAACCGGCCUCAUGAACCAACAAAGGUCUACCGGGAUUGCAGGGACCGUAUCCUGGACCGUCAAACGGAACCCCAUCUUAUCUCUGUUAAUCUCCAAGACCCAAAGAUGAAACACCUGGGCCCCCCGCCAAAGCCUACCCAACUACCCCUUGAAGAAGGUAUAGGGGACUCAGAGAACUGGGGCCAGGGUUACUCAGAAAACUACGAGUCUUAUCACACCGAGGCGUUCGAAGAAUUCUACCCAGCCCAUGGCCACCCACACACCAGACCCCCAGCACCCGAGACUCUCCCUCAUACCGACCCGGCAAUGAGGCUUCUCUUCGAGAAAGUCCGGCGCCUGGAGAGCGAACAUCAGCGCAACCACCAACCUCUCUGGGCAAAGCCACGACCUGGGCCCUUUACCGAACACAUCCUUAAUUACCACCAGGAGAAGGACAUCCAGCCACUCCGCAUUGCCUUCUACACUGGCACAGAGGAUCCUCUCACCCACAUACAUUCUUUCCAGUCUGCCUUGGGGUGCAAGGGCCUCACUGACGAAGGCAUGUGUCUCCUCUUCCCUUCCACUCUCAGUGGCGCGGCCCUGAACUGGUUUUACAGGCUGAACCCCCGCACUAUCAAUACAUUUGACAGUCUGAAACAGGCUUUCCUGGACCAUUUCAUGAUCCAGACCGAUCGCCUCUACUCCGCGGACGACCUAUACAUGCUUAGACAGGGUGAGGAUGAGCCCCUUCGGGAGUAUGCAGCCAGGUUCAGCCACGAAUACUCCCGCUGCCCAGAUACUGAUGAUCGUGCCGCUUUCGGUGCUUUCAAGAGUGGCCUCCGAGAGUCUAACUUCCGGUACCUGGUCCACAGCAACCCUUGGAACACAUAUGCCGAGCUGAUGAAGCAAGCAGCAGUUCAUGCCAAGGCUGAGUACUUCAACUCCAAGCGCAGCCCAGCCAUCCCGGCGCAUAAUCCUUUUGCUGAUCCUCCACCUGCUUCGGUACCCAUCCCAGCUCCACCCCAACAUUCUGCCCCUGCACCAAGCACCCAGGGUGCCCAACACCCCAAGAGGAAGGAUAGCUACCAGCAUACCUUCAACAAUAACAAGCGGGGCAGACAUGGGAACCACCACCAGUCUAGUGGAAGCAACCCCCCCAGGCCAAGUGACCGGGCCCCACUCCCAUUCUCACCCAAACCCAGGUUCGAGGUCUUCACCACCCUCAACACUACCUAUGAGAAUGUCCUAGUGCACGAGGCACCUAUCAUACCUCAGCCUCCACCCCGGAAACCAGGCAGCAAGCCUAUGCCUAACACAGGAGUCUUCUGUCGCUUUCAUCAGUUCGGUGGCCAUGAUACCGAAUCUUGUGUUGCCUUGCGCAACAUCAUUGAGGGACUUAUUCGCGAGGGGAAGCUGGAUAAAUACGUGCACAACCUCCCACCUAACCCUCACCAACGGCAGAUCAACAUGAUCUCAACCAUCAGUGGUGGCCCAACCAUGGCUGGCACCUCCAACAACUCCAUCAAACAUUAUGUCCGCUCUACUUAUGCGCACCAGGUCUUCAGUACUGAGCAGGGACGCUUGCCGAAGACACAAAAAACAGGCUGGGCCCCCAUUACCUUCUGCGAGGAGGAGGAGCGCGGCGUUAUCCUCCCUCACGAUGACCCAAUCAUUAUCCGCGCCGACAUAUCUAACUUUGACGUUGGGCGCAUAUUAGUAGACACUGGCAGCUCGGUCAGUGUGAUGUUUGCUGAUGCCUUCAAUGAGCUCCAGGUCCCAUCUCAUUUGCUCGACCGAAGCGUCACACCCCUGCCUAUGGGGAGCAUUCAUCUCCCUAUCUCUAUUGGAGCAGCUCCCCAGCGAACGACGGUCACCACUCCCUUCCUCAUCAUUGACUGCCCUACAGCCUACAACGUUAUCCUGGGACGCCCUGCCAUGGCCCAGAUGAAGGUCUUCAUUUCCACACAUAUGUUAAUGUUGAAAUUUCCUACCCCCUAUGGCACGGGCACUGCGCGCGGUGAUCAACUGGGCGCCCGAAGUUGCUAUGCUUCAGCAGUAAAGUCUACUAAUCGCCAACAUAGGGGUGAGGCCCUAGCAGUAACCCAGGCCCUAGCCCCACCUCGAGCUGGCACUGAGCGCCCAGAGGACCCCAGGGAGGAAUCUGCCACCCAACAGGCCGAACCUGUGGAGGACCUUGAACUGGUCACUCUCCAUGAGGAUAUCCCGGAUCGACAGGUCAGGGGCACCUCCCUCUCACAAGAGCUUCGCUCUGAUCUUAUUGCCUUCCUCCGCCUCAACUCUGAAGUCUUUGCUUGGUCUUACAACGACAUGCCGGGCAUAUCACCUGACGUCAUCUCCCAUAGGCUAAGCAUUAAUCCUGUCGUCCGACCCCGUUCGGCAGAAGCGUCGUGCUUAUGA
Messenger RNA from Prunus armeniaca (apricot), 2781 nucleotides. Lineage: Eukaryota; Viridiplantae; Streptophyta; Magnoliopsida; Rosales; Rosaceae. The record is from the annotation of a GenBank genome assembly.